GAUCCGCCGGGCGCAGGUGCAGAGGCCGCGCCCAUCCGCGGCGCCGCCACCCAGGGCGGAAACGGCUACGGCUUCGCUCGGAGCGCAUGCGCGGGGUCCUCGGAGUUCUCGCGAGAUAACGGUCGAAAAAGUGCCACGGUGGAUUUCCGGUACCGGAUUUGUCACCGCAGUGCCGGGCCCGGGGCGAGCGCGGGCGGAGCCUAAGCCGUGGGCCGGCGGGCAAGUGGCGAGACCCGGCCAGGGCCAGCGAGCCGAGGCCAGCGGGCGCGCGGACCAUCGGGCCGCCGGCCGGCAGCGCCAUGGACCCGUUCCUGGUGCUGCUGCACUCGGUGUCGUCCGGCCUGUCGAGCAGCGAGCUGACCGAGCUCAAGUUCCUGUGCCUCGGGCGCGUGGGCAAGCGCAAGCUGGAGCGCGUGCAGAGCGGCCUGGACCUCUUCUCCGUGCUGCUGGAGCAGAACGACCUGGAGCCCGGGCGCACGGAGCUGCUGCGCGAGCUGCUCGCCUCCCUGCGGCGCCACGACCUGCUGCGGCGCCUGGACGACUUCGAGGCGGGGGCGGCGGCGCCGGGGGAAGAAGACCUGGGUGCAGCAUUUGACCUCAUAUGUGAUCACGUGGGGAAAGACUGGAAAAGACUCGCUCGUCAGCUCAAAGUCUCAGACGCCAAGAUCGACAGCAUUGAGGACAGACACCCCCGCAACCUGACGGAGCGCAUAAGGGAGUCGCUGAGAAUCUGGAAAAACACAGAGAAGGAGAACGCGACUGUGGCCCACCUGGUGGGGGCUCUCCGGGCCUGCCAGAUGAACCUGGUGGCUGACCUUGUGGAAGAGCUUCAGCAGGCCCGGGAGCUCCAGAGCAGGAGCGGGGCCGUGUCCCCGAUGUCGUGGAACUCGGACGCAUCCACCUCUGAAGCGUCAUGACGGGCCGCUGCUCGCCCUGGUGGACCACAGGCACCUGCACAGCCUGGACUUGGGUCUCAAGGAACGUAGCCCAGCACUGAACACCCAACAAGAAGCCAGGCCGAGGGAGCCACCGACCAGCUGCUUCUGAUCUCAAGCUGCAUUUUCUGGAUGCCUCUCCCAUGCCAGGCCGGGCUUGGCACUGCACAGAUAUUGCCAUUUAUUCCUCGCCAUCGCUCUGAGCAAGAUCCUGUUGUCCCCAUUCAACGAGCUCCUGCGGGAGUAGCUGGAAAGUUGGAACCGUGGCCAGCACAGAGGAGUCUGUGCAGAUGAGCAGUCAUACUGUGUGUCACUCCACGGCGGAGGGGACCAGCUCCGAGGCCCAGGAACUGGAGCGAAGCAGAGAGGAGGGAAGAGCUGGGAUUUGAACCCCCGCCAUCCGGCUCCAGCGCGCACACUCAACCACUGUGUCGCUCUGCCCUCACCGUGGACAGAAAGGGUGAUCUGUGCCAUUUCCUUGGCGGCCAUCAGGGCAGACCUGGACAGGAGGAUGAGGUCAGGUGGCGUCGGGGGGAGACGCGUUCCUGGGAUAGGAGUGGGGAGGCCUGGCUGGCUGUGGUCCAGCUCUCGGCCCCCUGCGUAAGUUGAGUCUCCUCAGACUGCUAAGUAGGGACAGUGAUGGUCACCAGGACGAAUUCAGAGAAUAUCUGUUAGGUGCUCAUGGGAGACGCAGCACUCUCUAAAGCUUCCGUCUUACAAGGAUUAUGGGUCCUGUGAUUCUAGUUUCUUACUAUUUUGUAUCAAAUUCACUCUUUCCAGUAACAGAAUUGCCAAGGCAGUGGGAUCUUGUAUCUUUAAAAAGCAGGCCUCUUGUUUCUCAGGUAAUCCCAUUAAAACACGUGACUUUACAACUUCCAUAUUA
Saimiri boliviensis boliviensis (Bolivian squirrel monkey) is the source of this 1818-nucleotide messenger RNA. It is a transcript of the gene FADD, whose product is annotated as Fas associated via death domain. Lineage: Eukaryota; Metazoa; Chordata; Mammalia; Primates; Cebidae. Gene Ontology annotation, molecular function: caspase binding; death receptor binding. Gene Ontology annotation, cellular component: CD95 death-inducing signaling complex. The record is from RefSeq and is a predicted model, not a curated record. Gene Ontology annotation, biological process: extrinsic apoptotic signaling pathway; positive regulation of innate immune response; regulation of apoptotic process.